UCCCCCAUUCUCGUCGUCUCCUUUCCGCCGCUUCUCUUCUCACCGUGCAAACCCCCCCCAGCCCCAGUGAAUCAUAGGGUUUAGCGACUAAACCACCGCGGCGCCGAUGGACGUCGACUCGGACCCCGCCGCCACGAGCAAGCCUACCCAGAUGGACCUCGAGCAACAGGCGGACGCGAAGGGGAAGGGGACAGCAGAGGAUGGGAGCAUGAAGAGCGAGGAGCUCGCGGACUCCAUCGGGGGCCUCUCCAUUGGCCCGGGGCGCACCAAUUUCAAGAAGAAGCCCGUGAUAAUCAUCGUCAUCGGCAUGGCCGGGACGGGGAAGACGACCUUGAUGCACCGGCUGGUGUGCGAUAUGCAAGCCUCAAACAAGAGGGGCUAUGUCGUUAACCUUGACCCAGCGGUGAUGACACUGCCGUUCGGAGCCAACAUUGACAUCCGUGACACAGUGCGGUAUAAGGAUGUCAUGAAGGAGUACGGCCUUGGCCCCAAUGGUGGCAUCCUCACCUCGCUCAACCUUUUUGCCACCAAGUUCGAUGAGGUUGUUUCUGUCAUUGAAAGACGUGCAGAUCAACUGGAUUAUGUACUUGUGGACACUCCUGGGCAGAUUGAGAUCUUCACUUGGUCGGCUUCGGGAGCUAUCAUUACUGAAGCUUUUGCAUCAACAUUUCCAACGGUUGUUGCAUUUGUUGUUGACACACCCAGAUCAACAAGUCCUGCUACUUUUAUGAGCAAUAUGCUUUAUGCCUGCAGUAUUCUCUACAAAACCCGCCUCCCUCUAGUCCUGACAUUCAACAAGGUUGAUGUUGCCAAGCACGAGUUUGCAAUCGAAUGGAUGGAAGACUUUGAGGCGUUUCAGACAGCAUUGGAGUCAGAUAAAUCUUAUUCCGCUACAUAUACCCGUAGCCUCUCUCUGGUCCUUGACGAAUUCUACAAGAAUCUACGGUCUGUUGGGGUAUCUGCGGUGGCUGGUACUGGAGUCAAUACAUUUUAUGAAGCUAUAGAAGCAAGCGCCAAGGAAUAUAUGGAAACCUACAGGGCUGAUCUUGACAAGAGGAUUGCUGAGAAGGAAAGAUUGGAGGCAGAACGCAGGAAGGAGAACAUGGAAAAAUUGCAGAGAGACAUGAUGAAAUCUAAAGGACAAACUGUGGUGCUCAGCACUGGUUUGAAGGACAAAAAUCCUGCUUCAGACAUGAUGGAUGAUGCUGAGGAUGAAGAAGAUGAGGAAUUUGAAGAGUCUGGUUUUAUUGUGGAUGAUGAAGAGGAGGAAGAUGAAGGAGAAGAUGAGGAAGUGGCUCAUUUUGGCUUUUGAGGGUAACCAAACAGCAACUUGGUGGUGGCGUGGUGCACUGAUGGAUAAUCCAUGACUUUGCUCGCUUGUUUAAGGUUUACUGAACUGGCAAAAAACUGUUGAUAUCUGUAGGUUGACUCUGCUAUUACUCUGUAAAUCAAAUCAAGCACUUUAUGUAAACUCACACUCCGUAUCUUGGUGCUGGCAGUGCAUGCCGUAUUUUCUGAGACUUGGAGGUUCAAUUUGAUCCCUUCGCUGAGUUGAUGAUGCAAGCUGAAUUGGUCGAGUUGUGCCAUGUAAUCUCUCGCGCCAAGUCUUGAGUAACGUAAUCCUUAACUGGACCUAUGGUCAAAUUGACCAUUUAGCUAACAUCGUCUUAUCACUGCCACAAUUAUACAGUCUUUUUGUUUGUUCAAACUGUAAUUCUAGCCGUCGGCAAGAACAUGGACACGAAAGAAAGUUUCCCCCGCCAAUUGCCUGAAAUCCGAAGUAACCAAGAAAGCGUGUGUUUUUUUCUAUGGAAAGGGAGCGUUUUAGUGUAACAUCUUUUUUUUUUUUUGAGAAGGUUUUGAUGUACAUGUAGUGAUCGCUUCUCUGCGAUGAAAGCCCAAUCCUCAAAACAUGGAGAAAGCGCGAAAGCCCGCUCAGCAGGGAGUAAGUCCGGCCCAUACGACCACACAAACUCGCCCCAACCCAGCGGUGCAAGGCUCUCUCAAGCCUCGCCCCCGCACCUCAUCAGAGAGACGCCCCCCCUACCACCACCACUCGCAAGGCCACGACGGCGAGAUGUUCCUGCGGCGGAUCCUGACCGGCGGGGGCGGCCUGGCGGCGCUGCGUGCGGCGCGCGCCGUCAAGGAGACGACGGGGAUCGUGGGCCUCGAUGUGGUGCCCAACGCGCGGGAGGUGCUCAUCGGUCUCUACACGCGCACGCUCAAGGAGAUCGAGGCGGUCCCCAAGGACGAGGGCUACCGCAAGGCCGUCGAGUCCUUCACCAACCACCGCCUCCAGAUCUGCCAGGAGGAGGACGACUGGAAGCGCAUCGAAGACCGAAUCGGAUGCGGGCAGGUCGAGGAGCUCAUCGAGGAGGCCGAGGACGAGCUCAAGCUCAUCGCAAAAAUGAUUGAAUGGGAUCCCUGGGGUGUUCCUGAAGACUAUGAAUGCGAGGUGAUUGAAGAUGACACCCCAAUUCCUAAGCAUGUUCCUCAGCACAGGCCUGUUGCGCUUCCUGAGGAGUUCUUCAAGACACUAGAUGCUGUCAAAUCUGAUCCCGCUCUGCAGGGCGAUGCUCCUCCUCAAGUGAAGGCAUAAAGAUGGGGAGUCUUCAUGAUUAUGGCAUUUCACAUUUUGCUGCGUUGAGUAGACUAGUUUCUUGUGCCAUUUGCCAGCAAUGUGCUUGUUGUUCCAAGCAGAAUAAAUUUCUGGUGAGUACUAUCAAAUAGUGACUUUCAAACUCAGUGGUUUGACACAGUAAAUUUGUUGUCCAUGAAUCCAUAAUACCCCUAAAACAUCAUUUACUUUGAUGUUA
Panicum virgatum (switchgrass) is the source of this 2816-nucleotide messenger RNA. RefSeq names its product GPN-loop GTPase QQT2-like. Gene Ontology annotation, molecular function: GTPase activity; ATP hydrolysis activity. The record is from RefSeq and is a predicted model, not a curated record. The coding region runs from base 107 to 1312 and encodes 401 amino acids. NCBI's taxonomy places the organism in Eukaryota, Viridiplantae, Streptophyta, Magnoliopsida, Poales, Poaceae. The transcript has 8 exons.